GUUAUUUAUUUUUUUGUGCAAGUGUUGUGAAGAUGAAAAGUGGGCUGUUCCGCGCUGUGAUUCUUGGCGCCCCGGGUUCAGGGAAAGGCACCAUUUCCGAAAGAAUCGUGAAGAUUUUCAAGAUGAAGCACUUUUCCAGUGGCGACAUGUUGAGAAGUCAGAUGAGUGCGAAAACAGCUCUGGGUUUGCAUGCCAAAGAGUUUAUUGACAGAGGCCAACUUGUGCCUGAUGACUUGAUUUUGCAACUUGUUUUGGCAGAACUCAGGAAUGCUCAACAAGAAAGUUGGCUCUUGGAUGGUUUUCCUCGGACCCAUCACCAAGCCGAGUCUUUGUGGAAAGAAUUUCCGAUUGACACAGUGAUAAACCUGAACGUUCCAUUUGAAACAAUUGUGGAUAGACUGAAAGCUCGUUGGGUCCAUUUACCCUCUGGGAGGAUUUACAAUCUGGAAUUCAAUCCUCCAAAAGAACCAGGAAUUGAUGACAUCACCGGAGAACCAUUGGCGCAACGGAUCGACGACCAGCCGGAAACUGUUCUUACCAGAUUGAAGAUUUAUGCAGACACAGUUGCUCCGAUUGUGGAAUUCUUCCGGGCAAAAGGAGUCGUGUCUGAUUUUGCUGGCAAGGAAACCAACGUUAUUUGGCCAAACGUUGAGCAGAAUUUGCGAGCACUUUUUUCGCGAAGUGCCUCAAGUGUAAAAAAAUGAAUGAGGUGGUCGGAAGACUUUAUAUAGUGAUAAUACGUGAGCUCAGUCCGUGUACAAGUUUUUGUUUUUUUUCCUGAGCUCAGGAUGAUUUUUGUAGUGAUACCGUGUUUAUUGCUGGUGCUCAACUUGGGGAGGUAUUAGUGACUGAAAUUCCGCGGAAAUUUCGCAUUCCUUGAGACAGAUGAUUUUUUCGAGAGCUUCCCAGCUUGGGCAAUUUUCUCAGCUGUUGUGGAUUUUACUGUUCGUACAUUUGUAUAUACUGUAAGGUUUUAUGGACUUGUUGAAUGAAUAAAUGCGCAUGAAUUCCUGGGAGUAGUUUGGAG
This is a messenger RNA of Notodromas monacha, 1027 nucleotides long. NCBI's taxonomy places the organism in Eukaryota, Metazoa, Arthropoda, Ostracoda, Podocopida, Cyprididae. The record is from the annotation of a GenBank genome assembly.